CGCAGAAGCCAGAUGUUAUUCUGGUGGAUUGCAAUCUACGCAAUCUCUCAUUGCGAUGGUCCAAUAUUAUCACAUGCGUGGAGCACACAGAGAGCGACUUCAACUCUUCCAUACCUUUGUAUUAUGGUAGCGGCACUAAAGGGUACCUGUUGAUGCGAGAACAACCUUGGCGCCGAUUCGUCUUGAUCUUUACUAUCGCCAAUAACCUGCUUCGCCUUCACUACUUUGACCGCUCAGGUCUGAUCAUUUCACGCCCCGUUGAUAUCCUCAAAAAUCCUGUGCGUCUUCUCGAGGUUUUAAACACCUUAACGCUCGCGCACACCAACAACCUCGGGUAUGAUCCCACGAUGCAUAUGUGCGAUCCUGCCUGCAAGGGCUCACAUGCCGAUCUGCGGGAGAACGCCAUAGGCUGGAUAGAAAACCAUGAUAAAUCCCAUCUAUCGAUCAUGAGCACCUCGGAUGGGACGGAGUUCGCACUCAAAGACUGUUGGGUCGCUGAGGAUAAGAAAAACCACGAGGUGACCGUUCUCAAGAUGGUUGAAGGAAUCCCGAAUGUAGUCAAGCUCGUGGCCCAUUGGGAUGUCCUCUACGAUGGGGAGCCGGACUGCACGUAUCGUAUUCGAGCUUCCCAUGGUGUUUGUACCUCUGGGUUUAUUCGCAGAUUCCACCGGCGCCUUCUGUUGACCCCCUGCGGAGAACCACUUGUGUUGUACUCCUCGAAGCUUGAGCUGUUGAGAGCCUUCCAUGACUUUGUCUCAGCUCAUAGUUUAAUGCUCGCAAGUCACGUCCUCCACGGAGACUUGAGUCCGAAUAAUUUUAUCAUCCAUGACGGACAAGGUUAUUUUAUUGACUUUGAUCAUGCUCGCAUUAUUGUGGAAGGCGCUGUUAGUGCUCCUUCAGAGGGCACGGGUACUAGGCCCUAUAUGUCAAUUCGUCUUCUCCGGGAGGGUAUUGCAAAGGGUGCAACGAUCCAACACACAGCAAGUGAUGACCUGGAGUCAUUGUUUUUUAUCUUCGUCGAGUUUGCGACCACCUUCGACGGGCCACGCGGCUUCAUGAAAGAUGAGGGCAGGAGGCCCUUGUGGGUUGAUAAAUUUGAGACCUCAGGCGCUGAUCCCUGGUUGGCAAAGCAGGCAUAUGUGCUUGCACCUCCCAAUGACUCGUCAUUGAUGGAAAAAACUACUUCAUUCUUUGCACCAUUCAGUCAAAUCAUACAGGAGUGGCGUCAUCUAAUUCUAGGAGCAGCCAGCAACCCAAGCGACCCCCCCCCGCUCACGGCGCUCCUCAACAAAUGGAUCUCUCAGCUCUCAAAGCUCCCCGUGGAUGCUCCCACAGAAAUUAUGGUGCCCAUGGCAUCAUCAUCAAGAUUGGGACAUCCUCCACACGACGACGUCCGAUCAUCCGCGGGUGCUCGUCGUUCUAUGCGCAUCCAACAGAGAGUGUCAUAGCCCACAAACCCUCCUUGUUCUUCCCACAUCCAAAUGAGACAACCCUCUUCUUGCAUGUCUUUUCUGUGUAUGUUUUUCAUUGCAAUGCAUUUUAGUAUGAUACAGUGUAGUACGCCACGUGUUAUAUGAUAG
This is a messenger RNA of Suillus subalutaceus, 1580 nucleotides long. RefSeq names its product kinase-like domain-containing protein. Gene Ontology annotation, biological process: protein phosphorylation. The record is from RefSeq and is a predicted model, not a curated record. The transcript is spliced from 7 exons. The coding region runs from base 153 to 1448 and encodes 431 amino acids. NCBI's taxonomy places the organism in Eukaryota, Fungi, Basidiomycota, Agaricomycetes, Boletales, Suillaceae. Gene Ontology annotation, molecular function: ATP binding; protein kinase activity.